GGCGAGGGUGCGCGCGUGUGUGUGUUGCAUGCUGUGAUGAGCCUGAGCUCCAAGCAGCCACCAGACUUGGUCCCCAGUCCGGUGAAUGACAUCAGCCAGCUACGAUGGGACCAGGCGACCUUUCUCGGACGACUCAACCACUUCUCUCGAAUCACGGACCCUCGUCUGCUGCUAAAGUCUCGACGAGACGUGGGGGCAGCCCAGCACCUAUACCACCUGGCAAAGGAAGGCCAUGUUCCACGUGGAACUACUCAGACCCAGCUCUACCAUGCCCAGACCCUCUACCACUCUGCAGUUCACCCCGACAGUGAUGGAAUCAUGCACCCAAUGGGCAGGAUGAGUGCUCAGGUCCCCUUUGGGAUGGUCAUCACAGGCAUACUGCUAGCUCUUUACAAGACAACUCCACAGGUUAUGUUUGCUCAGUUCAUCAACCAGACCUUCAAUGCAUUUGUCAACUACACCAACAGAAAUGCCAAGUCCCAGACCACUAAUCAGCAGAUUGGUAUAUCGUAUGUUGGUGCAAUGACUGGGGCUGUUGGAGUAUCUGUCAUUGCUAAUAAACUAGUCAAGGGGGCUCCACCUCUGGUGGGUAGGUUUGUUCCUUUCCUGGCUGUGGCAACUGCCAACUGCAUCAACAUACCCAUGAUGAGACAGGGGGAGAUAUCAAAUGGUGUGAUAGUCCUGGACAAAGAUGGACAUCAGCUGGGAGAAUCCAAAGUCCGAGACACCCCUUAAUUCUCUUAUCUUCUCUUCUCUCUUCUGUCUUGUCUGCUUCUCUUCUCUCUUUCUCAUAGAGGAUAGGCAUUAUACUACGGUUGUUGCUUUAUUUCCGGACAGAAAGCUGCAGCAAAAGGAAUAACUCAGGUGUGUCUAUCCAGAAUCACCAUGGCUGUUCCAGGAAUGUUGUUAUCACCUGUCAUUAUGGAGCGACUGGAACGCUACAAGUUCUUCAGGGUAGGUUUAAAAUUAUUAAUGGUCGCUUUUUCAAAGGCUAUAUUGUAAUAGUACAGUAGCUGUACUUCCAAGUUCAUCCACAGUUUUCUCUUAUGGCCCCAGAGAGGAUUAGUGUUCUCUACAGGGAUCCAAACCUUACUGUGUGGAAUUAGUCUCAUAGUCAUGGUUCCUGUCGGAUGUGCCCUCUUCCCCCAGACAAGCUCCAUACAGGUGGCCAAUCUGGAGAAACCCCUCAGAGACAAGAUUCAACACUCAUCACCGUCCACUAAAGUUGUCUACUUUAAUAAAGGUCUAUAGUGUCAGAUUGCCUUCUCAAUAAUAUUUAUUGCGGGAAAUAAUUAUUGUUGACUUACAAAACUGAAAAAAAAUUGUUGUAAACUUCAAGUGCCCCUUGAGGUAAAGUAGGCACCCAUGAUUGAGCAUGUGCAAUUAGUACAUUGUCUAGUGCAAAUGAAUCAGCUCUAGUGAGAUUACCGGAUCAAGUGAGAGAAGCACAACUCGCCAUGGAGCUGGCUGCUUACAUCGUCUUCACCAGGUUGGUCCGUCGUCCGAUGUAGAAACCCAAGCCAAACAGUGCCAGAUGUGUGAGUACCAGAACCGGGACCAACAAGUUUGCCACACCCCCUUCGAGGAGCCAGGACAGUCCUCUUAGUCUAGAGCUUGAAUGUAGUCCACUGUGUGAGUGUAAUGUGGAGUGUUGUGUAGGGGAGGGGGUGAAGUAUGUCAAUCACUGGUAUAUAAAGGAGAGUGGGUG
Geodia barretti is the source of this 1708-nucleotide messenger RNA. Lineage: Eukaryota; Metazoa; Porifera; Demospongiae; Tetractinellida; Geodiidae. The record is from the annotation of a GenBank genome assembly.